Daphnia magna is the source of this 2978-nucleotide messenger RNA. RefSeq names its product transcription factor cwo. The transcript has 6 exons. Gene Ontology annotation, molecular function: RNA polymerase II cis-regulatory region sequence-specific DNA binding; DNA-binding transcription factor activity, RNA polymerase II-specific; protein dimerization activity. Gene Ontology annotation, cellular component: nucleus. The record is from RefSeq and is a predicted model, not a curated record. Bases 274 to 2535 code for a protein of 753 amino acids. Gene Ontology annotation, biological process: regulation of neurogenesis; anterior/posterior pattern specification; regulation of circadian rhythm. NCBI's taxonomy places the organism in Eukaryota, Metazoa, Arthropoda, Branchiopoda, Diplostraca, Daphniidae.
UCCAGCUAGUCGUGAUAUGCCUCCCGGUUUGCCUCCUCUACCGUCUCAGUCAACUUUGCGUUCCAGGCCAAUUCAGACACGCAUGUUUUUGUUUUUUUUUUCACCGACAACAUUUUUUAAAGAAAGAGAUUUUGAAGUUGAACAAUAAGAAAAUUCUGCCAGUGAAUUAGUGAACCAUGAAAAGGCAAAACUGAUCGUUAAAAACAUUUGCAUUUUGUUACUCGUUAAACAAUUACCUCGUAAAACAUAAACUAAAUUGUCGACGUUAUCACCAUGGAUGUUGGCAACUCUUCGUCGUCGAAAAUGGAUAAAUACUGGGUAGAUUCACCCAACCAGUGCCAUUACGACCGGAAUUUAAAUUUUGCUGCCAUCGGAAGUGAAGAUGAAGAGGCAUAUUCAAAUUUCUCCAAAAAGACGAAAUCAGCUCGCGAUCCUCAAUCGCAUCGCAUUAUUGAAAAAAGAAGGCGUGACCGGAUGAACAACUGUUUAGCUGAUUUGUCCCGGCUCUUACCAUCCGCUUACAUGAAAAAGGGGCGUGGCAGGAUCGAAAAAACCGAAAUCAUUGAAAUGACAAUCAAGCACAUGAAACACUUGCAGGUUCACGCCUGCAAAGAAAUGGAAUCGUGCGAUAUAGCCGUCCAGAUGGAACAGCUGCAUAGCAACACGAAAUCGGAUCAAUAUCGAUCCGGAUUUCUUGAAUGCAUCACCGAAACAGUCCAGUUUAUUGGUCACCAUCAGGCCGAUCAUCAUGGACCGUUUUAUCCUGGAGAUGACUUCGGUAGCCGAUUGGUCGCCCAUCUGCACAACCACUAUGAAAAAAUCAGUCGCGGCGAAGGAACGAGUUCAGAAACUGGCGAAUAUUCAAACGGAAUAACCGCUGUGACCUCAGGGACAAGGACAGGUCAUACGAAUGGUGCAGGACCGCCGGUCGCCGACGGAGAAGACUUUGUCAUCAAGUCACCUUCAGUCUGUAGCACUGCACCCCAGGGCGUUCAAGAUCAAUUCAAGACGUCAAACGAUAACACAGCAGAAAGUGAUAAGAUGAAGGAUGAUCGAGUUCAAGGCAUGUUUACCUACAUGAAUAGUGGCAGUACUUCUACCGAAAAUCACCGUCAACAGCAUCAACAACAACAUUCCAACGACAACAGACCGACACGAACAUCUUCCGGAUCUGGCGGUGAUAGCGACGAAUCACGGUCAAACAGAGCUACACGUAAUUCAGAUACGCCAUCGCCCGUCAAUCCAACAACAGAUGGAUCAUCACCUACCGACAUGGACAAUUCUAGUCACAGUGGAGGAUCUAAUCAUUCCUCUUCGAGGUCUGGAACAUCUUCCUCCCAAUUGCGUCAAAUGUUGCUAUCCAACAGCGAAUCGAGCCGAACAAAAAGUUGUUCGUCAUCCAGCCAAUGCAGCAGUAGAAGCAACACCACUCAACAUAGCAGUACGGACGAUUCCAACAGUGUGUACAAGAAAUUCAAGACAAACAUUCAUCAGAGGUUUACCGCCGAUCUGGAGCACGUCUUCCCACAAUCCAGCUGCGUGAUGACACCUUCUUCCGGCUCUUCCUCGAGUAACAGUCUUCCUGAACAACAGACGCAACAACCUAGCCAUCAUUCGUUAAUCGAACGAAACUUUGAACAAUUUCACGGCCUCAAAAGGAAAAAGUCGGACGGAGAUAUUCAUAGGCACGCUAAUUCAAGGUAUGGUUGGAAUGGCGACAUACCUCCUCCACCUCCACCAUCAUCUCCGACGACAAGAGGCCAAAGACUUCAUUCUGGAGAAAUAGACGAUCCCUAUACCAUCGAUCACACAGCAAUGCAACAAGAGCAACAGCAAUCAGCGAAUUUGCAAAUAAUCCAACCAGCUGAAAACGUCCCUAUUUUUGCACUGCAUCCAAAAGGUGCAUUUUACGUUCCCAUGAGUGUCGAGCUAUCACUUGUGAGGGCUCUUUUUAAUCCACCGUCGUCAUCCAACAACGCCCAACCUUUGCUUCAUCCAGUUACCAUCAGCGUAAAUUUUGGUCAUCCGUCAAGGGUCUUGACUGCUGCUACUGUAGCCGACACAGUGUUAUCUGUACAACAGCAUUCUUCAGUUAUCCAGUCACCUGCUAAAAUAACAAAACCAGAAUCAACCCUUUUACCCGGAUUAGUUCCAGUGCCACAAAUCGUCCAUCACCAAAGGCACCCAAAUCCACAUCACCAACAAUUUGACAUGGAUCCAUUUGGCACCAAUUUUAGUCCAUUACCUCUAGGAGAUGACAGUAGUUUACGUGUCAGUAGUCGAGAACAUGGCAGUCGUUCGUCAUUGCCGAGGCACCAUGACGAGCAGCCUAAAAUGUUCCGUCCACCACAGCGAGAAGAAAGCAGUGGAUACGCCCACGGAUCCGAAAGCCGUACAACCAGAGAGUACCCUAUCAUCAGGUCGUCACGCGAACACGGUAGCCGAUCUCCAGCCGUGAUCACGGCAAAUCACGGGACGGCGACUCAUUCCUCCCGAUGGUCCCAUCUAAUGGCCAAACGCACUCACACCCCGUGAGACACUUUCAUAACUAGCUUAUUGUUAAAUACCCCAACUGCUGUACUACAGUUUUCAAGAUGACAAAAUUGCGACCCAUUAAAAUAAAUCAGAUGCACUAACAAUUAUACAUGCAACUAAAGGGAAAAUUUUUUAAAUAAAGACAAAUACUUAUAUACGUAUAUGUAUAAAUAUAUAUAAUAAUAUAUCAACUGGCUUCUUCGUGCAUCUCCAAAUUGUUUUUGUUGUCCCUAUAAUUGUUUGAAAUUCUGAAUACGCAAUCCUCAUGUUAUUUUCUCAAAAAACAAACAAAAAAAAAAAAAAACACUCGCCAUUUCGCAGCCAUGUUUUUCAUCCAUCGCAAUAAUUCACUUAUUUUGCUGUGGAAAUGAAUUUCGAAACGUUUGCGCCACGAUGUGAUCAAAUGUCAGUCAAACCACUGAAAUACAUUUUAUCGGUCCAUA